AGUAUCUUGCUGUGGUAGCCGCCGGAGACAGCUUGAGCCUGGAAAAUAAUACGUACGUAGAAGAUGAUUAGAAGAAACUACAAACAAACUGCAAAAACAAGUUGGUGGGCUAAUAAUUACCUGUUGAUCGGGCAGCUUAGCUGCGUGGACGAGAUUAAGGACAAGAAGAGAGAGAAAGAGGGUGGCAAGGAAAGCUUUAGCUCUGAAGGCGGCCAUAUCAAUCUAAGCAAUGGGGAUAUUCAAUCGUAUCUUAAUGAUGAAGUUCUAUUUGUUGAACAAACCCUAAACCUAGAUGGAGGAGGUAAGGCUAGAUCUACAUAUUGGAAACAAGACACAAAGCUGGAUCCUACCAAUGGAGGGAGGAUUGGAGUGGUCAUUUAGAUAAUGAGAAGAAACUAAGUAUAUUUCAUCUUCCUAUUUUGUUAGGAUGAUUAAUGUCAUGAUGAUGGAAUCAGAUUAAUGAUUAUAUUAUAAUAGACAAGAGUGUUCAAAGUACAU
Molecule: messenger RNA, 498 nt
Organism: Impatiens glandulifera
Lineage: Eukaryota; Viridiplantae; Streptophyta; Magnoliopsida; Ericales; Balsaminaceae
Exons: 2
Coding region: 64-381 (105 amino acids)
Source: RefSeq, a predicted model, not a curated record